CGCCGGUUCCCGCAUCGUCCUCCAUCUCGAGGUCUCCAAUUCCCCUAUCUCCCGAGAAUCGCGGCGCCAUGACAGAACCCACGCCAACGUCCCUUCGUGUCGCCUACAUCCGAACCGUCCCCCCACCGAAACACCCAGCAGAGAUAUUCAGUUUCAUCGCCUCGCACGUAAGUCAACCAUUGCCACAAGCCGGCGGGGGCGCGUCCCCACGCCAUCGCUUCCUCGUCGGCUCCGCGAACGCAUUCGACGCGCAAAUCCUGGACUUCUUCAUCGCGAAAAUCGAGCCUCGCACCCCUGCACAAUUGCCCUCAGAGUCAGAGCAAUGGGCAUUCAAGCGCAUGGCCCGUUCGGACGUCGAGUUCCGCAUCCCGCGCUCCCGGUCUUCGACACCUUCAGGCCAGAAGCUCCAGAAGCGAUGCGCAGACGCAGGAAUCGCAACUCGAAUCAGCGGCGCAGACGACGAGGAGUGUGACGAGAUCAUGCUACAAGAGUCCGACUACCUUAUUGACUUUUUGACCCCAACCCUGCGGUUUGACUACGAGCAUUGGUUCUGGCACCAUGUGAGCCCUGGAGUACCACAAGAUAGCAUGCUCACCAACGAUAAUUACAAUACGAAACAGCUCGAUACCAGCCAUCUCUGUUUGCCAACGCGAUUCGCGGGAUAUGGGUGGAAACACAGCUCGGGUGCAUAUCAUGGAAACGGUGGGAACUGGUGGUGCACAAUGUGCGGAGGGAAGUGUAAACGGGGCCGAUGUAGAGGCCAAGGGAAUAAGAAGCGUGUGGCUGAGCGGAAGGAGGCGGAGGAACAGCAGCAGAAGUGGAGAGCUGAAUGGCUGAGAUUGCCGGAGCCAAGGAGCGAGAAGUGGAGGGAGUGGACGGCGGAUGAUAUGUGCUGGAAGUUUCACAUGCUUGGCCUGCCGCGGUAUAAGGAUGAGAAGAGGUGGCAUAGUGUGGAUACAUUUAGCGGAGAAUGACACGGUCCCCUUCAUUGGCGGGUUUUGGUUGGACUGCCGUUGCUUCUUAGUGGUACUUCUGCGCCCGGGCUGUGAGCUGCUCGAACAUUCUUUUCGCGGGAGCAUCAUGGAUACACUCUAUCCACAUGACGCUUAGCAGUCGUUUCUUAGCUUCUUCCCAGGACAGUGGCGACGCAUGGACUGCGGUAAACAUCUGCACCAGCCACUCCUCGUCAGGGUCCACAACAGUAAUGGUACCCACCAUUAUGAACCAAAAGUGCAGGCUCGAGGCACCAUUCGAUAGAGUCCCUUCGAAUACCGUCGGAUACAAGCUUCGAAGCCGUUUUGCUAGAUAUGUGUACGGGGUAUUCCUCCCGGGAAUCUUGAACAAUGUGGUGAGAAAUGCGAGCAUAGCGAGCCGUAAGCAUUCGGACGGG
Trematosphaeria pertusa is the source of this 1390-nucleotide messenger RNA. RefSeq lists its product as uncharacterized. The coding region runs from base 69 to 974 and encodes 301 amino acids. NCBI's taxonomy places the organism in Eukaryota, Fungi, Ascomycota, Dothideomycetes, Pleosporales, Trematosphaeriaceae. The transcript has a single exon. The record is from RefSeq and is a predicted model, not a curated record.